This is a messenger RNA of Marchantia polymorpha subsp. ruderalis, 528 nucleotides long. Lineage: Eukaryota; Viridiplantae; Streptophyta; Marchantiopsida; Marchantiales; Marchantiaceae. The record is from the annotation of a GenBank genome assembly.
CAAGCACAUGUGGCGAACAAGCUCAGGUGGCAGGAUGCAACCUGGAACUGUCGUGCUCCAGUGAUGAACACUAGAUUCCUUCAUGGAAGAUUUGCUUCUUCGCUCUAUCUUGGCAUUUGGCCGAAGUCAUGUACCAACAUACUCAACCUAGUCCUACAACAAAUCACGACCGCGCAAACUAUACGACGACCAACUUACUCUUGGUAGCACCAAAGGCAAACUUUAAUAUCGAAAAGCUCUUUUAGAACGAUGAAAGGAGGUGGUAGGGCGAGACAAAUGCCGAGGGUAACACGUCAUAAAAGUGUCGAUAAUUUGGGUCACAUGACAAAGAACUUAGUCGACACGGGAAUGAGAUACGUGUUUCGGACGAAGCUACUGGAGUGCAUACGGCUGAGGGGAUUAGGACCGGAGCUUGUCACCGAACACAAGAGGAGAGAUCAAUAUUUGACAUAAGAAAAUGCUACAUACAAGAAUACUCUUCAUACGAGAAAUGUCACUGAUUGAGGUUCGCCCUACUUUUAUGACUGC